This is a messenger RNA of Rotaria sp. Silwood2, 279 nucleotides long. Lineage: Eukaryota; Metazoa; Rotifera; Eurotatoria; Philodinida; Philodinidae. The record is from the annotation of a GenBank genome assembly.
AUGUUAAAUAAAAAACCAUUACUAUUUUCAUUUGAAAAUUCAAAUCGUAAUAAUACAUGUAUAAUGAGAAUUGGUACAGGUUUACAUUGUCAUCAAGAUGGUCAUCCUCAAUGUCAACGUUUAAUACUUUGUGUACAAAUUAUUGAACGAAAUGGAACAUAUUUUGUUGUAUUUAUGGAUUCAAAUCUAAUGCCACCUUUAUUUCGUAUUUCAAAUCGAUCACAUGUACCAAUUCAAUUCUAUCAAACAGAAAUUCGAGAAGAAUUACCUUAUACUUAG